CCCUCCCCCCCCGCGCCCCCGGCGACACGAUGGUGACGAUCCUGAGCACGGUGGAGGCCCAGGCUCCCAGCACCGCGGGGCCAUCAGGCUGUGGCCCUGUCCCCGUCCCUGUCCCGGUGGUGGCCGUGCCAGGCCCAGGGGUGGCGGCGGCGCUGCCCAACGGGGCCCCCCCGGGUCCCCCCGCUGUGACCGAUGACAGCAAAACCAACCUGAUCGUCAACUACCUGCCCCAGUCCAUGAGCCAGGAGGAGCUGCGGAGCCUCUUCGGGAGCCUCGGGGACAUCGAGUCCUGCAAGCUCGUCCGGGACAAGGUCACCGGGCAGAGCCUGGGCUACGGCUUCGUCAACUACGUGGAGGCCGGAGACGCCGACAGGGCCAUCGGGGCCCUCAACGGCCUCAAGCUGCAGACCAAGACCAUCAAGGUGUCCUACGCCCGGCCCAGCUCCGCCUCCAUCCGCGAUGCCAACCUGUACGUGAGUGGGCUGCCCAAGGCCAUGGGGCAGAAGGAGAUGGAGCAGCUCUUCUCCCAGUACGGCCGGAUCAUCACAUCCCGCAUCCUCGUGGACCAGGUCACAGGUGUGUCCCGGGGGGUGGGGUUCAUCCGCUUCGACAAGCGCGUGGAGGCCGAGGAGGCCGUGCGGGGGCUGCACGGGCAGAAGCCCCUCGGGGCGGCCGAGCCCAUCACGGUCAAGUUCGCCAACACCCCCGGGCAGAAAUCGGGGGCGGCCCUGCUGAGCCUCUGCCCCGGCGCCCGGCGCUAUGGGGCCCUGCACCCCCCCCCCCAGCGCUUCCGACUGGACAAUUUGCUGAACGUGGCGUACGGGGUGAAGAGCCCGUUGUCGCUGCUGCCCAGGUUCUCACCGUUGGCCAUCGAGGCGGUGCCGGCGCUGGCCGGGGUGGGCUUGGGGACCCCCGGGCCCGGGUGGUGCAUCUUUGUCUACAACCUGGCGCCGGAGGCGGACGAGAGCGUCCUGUGGCAGCUCUUCGGACCCUUUGGCGCCGUCACCAACGUCAAGGUCAUCCGGGACUUCGCCACCAACAAGUGCAAAGGGUUCGGGUUCGUCACGAUGACCAACUACGAGGAGGCGGCCAUGGCCAUCGCCAGCCUCAACGGCUACCGCCUGGGUGACCGCGUGCUUCAGGUGUCCUUCAAGACCACCAAGCAGCACAAGGCCUGAGCCUUGUCCCCGCUGGUGGCCACCGAGCGGGUGCGGGGUCUCCUGUCACUGCCAUUGGGUCACGGGGAGAAACUCAACUGGAGGCCUUGGGGACCCCCUCCAUGGGCACCAUGGAAACCAUGGAGAAAGCCAGCUGGAGACCUGGAGACCUUCAGGAACCUUCAGGGACCCCCAUGAGCACCAUGGAGAACAUGGAGAAACUCAGCUGGAGACCUCGGGGACUCCCACGAGCACCAAACACAUCCUGGAGACCUCAAGGACCCCUCCAUGGGCACCAUGGAGACCAUGGAGAAACCCAACUUUAGGUCCUGGGCACCCCCUCCGUGGACCCCAAGGACAUCCUGGGUCUCCAGGAUGGAGAAACCCACCUGGAGACCUUGGGGACCCCCUUUGUGGGCAACAUGGAGACCACGGAGAAACCCACCUGAAGACCUUGGAGACCAUGGGGACGCCCCGUGAGCACCACGGACACCAUGGAGACCUCGGAGACCCCCUCCAUGGCCACUAAGGACACCGUGGGGACACCUGACGCACAGCCUGGACACCUGGACACCCUCACCUGUCCCUGAUGGGCAUCCUGAGGACUCCUCCAGGUGCUCCAGGGCACUGGGAGGGGCCCUGGAAAGCCUGGAGACCCCCCAGGACACUGUGGACAUACCUGGGAACCUGGGACCCCCCCCAGGUACCCCAAACCCCACCACUCUGGCAGUGGCUGGACCACCUGGAGCGGUGCCCCCCCUUCACCUGAUCCAGGUGUGUCCAGGUGGGGGCUGUGCCCCCCCUUCCCUCUGCUCCAGGACUCCGGGGAGGGGACGUCUGCUCGCUCUCUCCUUCUUUCCAUGCUUUUCCAUAAUUUUUUGGGGGAGGGGGAGGAAAUUUUGGGGAGAAAGAACAAAAAUAAGGAUUAAUCACGUGUUUAAUUAGACUUGUUACCCAUUAUCAGGUAAGGAGGAGCGUGACUGACGUGGGGAGCGGCGACUCCUCAGGAGCCGCAGACCCAAAUCCAUCUAUUUUUAUAGCAGAAUAUUAAAAAUAAUCCCCCAAAAAAUCCCCAAAAUCGCCUUUCCAGAGGGGGUGAGAACCUGUUUUGUGCUCCCCAAGUUCCGUGGAAGCAGCUUGUGAACCCCAAGUGUGAUCAAGGAAAGUUUUGGGGGGUCAGUGGCACUAAAAUUCCAGGGAUUCCUCUGGUACCCCCAAGAUUGGGAAAGAGGGGAUGUGUCUUGUCACACUUCCCCACACCUCCCUCCCCAAAUUCUCCAAAAUGGGCAUUUUUUGCCCCAAAUUACUCCACUUGCUGGAGCUUGGCCACUUGGAGCCUCCUGUCCAAAAAAAAGGGCGGAACCCCACCUCAAAAGCCCCAACCCUGAGUUCCCCUGUCCUCCUUAUCAUUGUUAUUAUUCUUAAUUAUUCUUAAUUAUUCUUAUUAUUAAUUAUUAUUGAUGUUGUUAUUAUUAUUAUUGCAAUUCUUAUUUAUUUUCCCUUUGAUGUCGGGAUAAUUUCUCGCUUUUCAGUGGUUUAUUUCCGAUUUAUUUCCUAUUCUUCCCUGGUUUUCCCCAAUCCUGGUACUCCCCAGCACCCUCUUUUUCCCCCCAGACCCUUCCCCAAACCCAUCCUGGCUCCUGGUUUUUUUGUGUCGUGCCUGUGUGAAGCUUCUUGUAGUUUUAAUUAUUAUUAAUAUAAAUAUUUAGGAGCGA
Messenger RNA from Corvus hawaiiensis (hawaiian crow), 2872 nucleotides. It is a transcript of the gene ELAVL3, whose product is annotated as ELAV like RNA binding protein 3. The transcript is spliced from 7 exons. The record is from RefSeq and is a predicted model, not a curated record. Gene Ontology annotation, cellular component: ribonucleoprotein complex. Gene Ontology annotation, molecular function: RNA binding. Bases 30 to 1178 code for a protein of 382 amino acids. Lineage: Eukaryota; Metazoa; Chordata; Aves; Passeriformes; Corvidae.